Desarmillaria tabescens is the source of this 962-nucleotide messenger RNA. Its product is annotated as velvet factor-domain-containing protein. Bases 1 to 798 code for a protein of 265 amino acids. The transcript has 6 exons. NCBI's taxonomy places the organism in Eukaryota, Fungi, Basidiomycota, Agaricomycetes, Agaricales, Physalacriaceae. The record is from RefSeq and is a predicted model, not a curated record.
AUGAGCAGUCUCCCACGUGGUACAGGUCUUAUAGACCAACCAAUACCGUAUUCCUCAGGCCAAUAUCGCGGCUUCACUAUGCGAACUCGCGUUAGGGAACUCCAAAAAGCAGUUCUGGGUCGCAAAUAUGCUAAUGUCGACCGUCGACCUCUAGACCCUCCACCCGUCAUCUCGAUGUCCAUCAGCGCCGUACGCGACGCGGGGACGAGUCGCCAACGCGAGGAGGAGAUUGAGGACUACGGCGAAGUACAGACAGCCGGGCUAAUGUGCACGGUUGAUCUAUUUCCAGUUAUUCCUCCACCUCCAGAACAUCCUCUGACCGAUAUCGUGUAUCGGGAGCGACACACGGGGAUCCCAAUCCUCGAAAGCUCCAAGAUGACAACAUCCCUUGUCGGAGCUACGUUUGUCCAACCCAACCUCAUAGACUGGGAAGGAAAACGCCAGCUCAUGUUCGUGUUUUCCGAUUUAGCCGUACGACAAGAAGGGCAAUUCCUACUCCGCUACCGGGUUUUCGAUCUUUUCGCCCGUGCGCACGGCCAAUCCGAUCUGACUAUACAGGCGGAAUGUUUUGGUGGCGUAUUUCGCGUCUAUUCUACCAAAGAGUUCCCUGGCUUACCGCCUUCUACCGAGUUGACAAAGCAUAUUCAGCGUUAUGGGGUACGUCUUAACGCUAGAGAGACCGAGCGAAAACGCCGGAAACCCAGCGAGAGACCUCCAGAAGAAGCUGGUCAGUCAAAGAAACGAAAACAUGAAGACGGGAGCGAUCCUGAGCCAUAUGAACAUGAUAGUGGAGGUUAAAGUCUUGAACAGUUCCUAUUUUCGUUCGUUGUCGCUAUGCACUAUGUAUUCGUAUCCCCCUCUUUGUAAUACCCAUUAUGCGUGUAAUUCUGUACUAUUUACUUCGAUUCCUGAUGUUCGGCACUUGACUGGGAAAUAAUUACGACUUUGAUGGGCAGUCUUAA